Bolinopsis microptera is the source of this 1431-nucleotide messenger RNA. RefSeq names its product oxidation resistance protein 1-like. The record is from RefSeq and is a predicted model, not a curated record. Bases 22 to 501 code for a protein of 159 amino acids. The transcript has 7 exons. NCBI's taxonomy places the organism in Eukaryota, Metazoa, Ctenophora, Tentaculata, Lobata, Bolinopsidae.
UCCAUUAUCUCAGAAUGAGCCAUGUCAUGGCUUUGGGGAUCCAAGCGCAAGAAAGUCGACAUCAAAAAGCAGCUAGAGGUUGCUAAUCCCCUUCCUGCUCAACCAUCAUUGCUUGAUAAUUAUGAUGACUACCAUGAAGAAAUCGAGCUCAUGGAUGAUUCCCGCCUAUUUGGACCAGAGGACCCUAAAAAGCUGUCAGAUAAUUUACCAGCUAGGCUGUACGGUUGCAAGUGGAAGUUGAUAUACAGUACCUUUAAACAUGGGAUUAGCAGCAGCACGCUACUUCGAGCCAGCAGGGAGUGUGGUGGUUCUAGUAUCCUGAUUAUAAAGGACUACAAUGGAUACGUAUUUGGAGCGUUUGCGUCUCACCCAUGGAACAAUCCAGAACCAAAGUUCUACGGGAACGGAGAAUGUUUCCUCUUCACCUUACAUCCUGAAUUUGUAGUGUACAGAUGGACGAGUAAGAACGGUUACUGUCAGCUGAUAGAAACAACAGGCUAAGCAUGGGUGGUGGCAGUGGGAUAUUUGGACUUUGGCUGGACGAGGAUCUGCUUUCGGGCACAACCCAACCCUGUGAAACUUUCGACAACCCCCGUGCUCAGUCACGAGAGCCACUUCAAAGUGUUCGGCAUGGAACUCUGGGCAUUUCACGAUGGUGCUUGAAUCUUCGGGGGCCUUUUCUGACUUAUUGACAAUGUUCACUGUUAUUUGCUGGUUUUUUAGGUUUGUAGAGCACGAAAGAAACAUUCGAGUUAAAGAAAUCGGUCGUGGCUGCUAUCACGUGAUUAUGAACAAGAACAGAUUUUUGUAAGAUUGUUUAAAUUCGUACCGUCUAGUUAAUAUUUAAAUUUUUAGUAGCGAAUAAUACGAUUUGAUCUAAAGGCUGUUGAUUCUUGAUUUUGAUUCCUGCAUUGCCCGAGCCGAAAAUGAUAUUAGACAGACUUUCUAGAAUCACUUACAACAAGCUGAAUUUCUCAUCUUCAUAUUGCUUACAAAGGCUUCAUCGGAAUUUUGAUGCGUUGAGUUUAGAUUCCACCUGAAAGAUGGGAAGAUUCUAAGCCCAUCAAAAUUAUGAUGUUGGGAAUGAUACACUAUAACAGAAACGAAUAAUCAUUGUUUACUGUGUUGUCUAAUUAAGUGGCCUUAAUUUACGAGUUUAGUAUUUUUUGAGCACUUAACAUUUAGUUUUAUUAAAGGUUUGUGGUAAGAUAAAAAAUUAAUGCUUUGGCCUUCGAAGUUGGUUAGUAACUUAAAGCUCUGAGGGGUAUUUUGUAAACUACUGGACGUUUCAAAAUCCGAUUGGGUCCUGCAGUUAUCGGGAGAUUUCGUUAUAUCAAGGCUCACAAAUAUGCGAAUUUUCUUUUAUGAUAAACAUUUAUGAUAAAAUACGAUUAUUGUAAAAUCCCAAAACCGAAUUUUAGUUUUUGUUCA